This is a messenger RNA of Penicillium taxi, 8652 nucleotides long. Its product is annotated as type I iterative PKS. Gene Ontology annotation, molecular function: fatty acid synthase activity; oxidoreductase activity; phosphopantetheine binding. Gene Ontology annotation, biological process: secondary metabolite biosynthetic process; fatty acid biosynthetic process. The transcript has 6 exons. The record is from RefSeq and is a predicted model, not a curated record. Bases 1 to 8652 code for a protein of 2883 amino acids. NCBI's taxonomy places the organism in Eukaryota, Fungi, Ascomycota, Eurotiomycetes, Eurotiales, Aspergillaceae.
AUGGGCGAAUUCGUCAGUGAUUCCAUCACUCAUCGAGUGCCUCUACAAAGCGACGUUGUGGCCAGGCUUGGGGGCGAGGAAACUCAACCCUAUCAAGAUGAUAUGGAUAUCGAAGACACUCCCGUCCCUUUCCCGAUCGCGAUUGUUGGAAUGGCCAUGAGACUUCCCGGCGGCGUGAGCUGCGAGACGGAAUUCUGGGACUUUUUGAUCAACAAACGCGAUGGCCUAUGUAAAGUCCCCGAUACUCGAUACAAUAUUGACGCUUUUUACGAUGAUUCUAGACCGGGUAAGAUCCGAACAAAGCACGGAUAUUUUCUGAAACAUAAUAUCCGGCAUUUUGACCCAGAUUUUUUUGGAAUCAGUAAGAUCGAAGCCGCUAAGCUUGAUCCACAGCAAAGGAUGCUCCUGGAGGUUAUCUGGGAGUGUAUGGAGAAUGGCGGUCAAGUAGGGUGGAGAGGAAAGAACAUCGGAUGCUAUGUGGGUGUUUUUGGAGAAGAUUGGCUGGAUGUGAAGAUCAGAGAUCCCCAGGACCAUGAUAGGUAUCGCGUUGUUGGAACGGGCUCCUAUGCCCUCUCCAACCGGAUCUCAUAUGAGUAUGAUCUUGGAGGUCCAAGCUUGACUAUCCAAACGGCAUGUUCAUCAUCCCUGGUAGGACUACAUGAGGCCUGUCAGGCUCUAUACUCUGGCGAAUGCUCUUCCGCGCUGGUGGCUGGCACUAAUCUCAUUUUCACACCAACCAUGACCACAUCAAUGUCGGAUAAUCUGGUCAUUUCGAAGAGUGGUGUGUGCAGGACCUUUGAUGCGGCAGCAGAUGGCUAUGGUAGAGGAGAGGCUGUGAAUGCGAUUUUCAUCAAGCCAUUAGAUAAAGCAAUUCGGGACGGCGACCCGAUCCGAGCUGUCAUUCGUUCGAGUGCAACGAACUGUGAUGGCAAGACUCCUAGCAUCACUACUCCUGGGUCUGCAGCACAAGAGAGGUUAAUCAAAAGAGCCUAUAGAAAAGCCGGACUGGAUGUGUCCUCAACUGGCUUAUUCGAAUGCCAUGGUACAGGAACCACGGUUGGAGAUUUGGCAGAAACAUCUGUGGUGGGCAAGAUUUUUGGGGAUAAAGGAAUUCAUAUCGGAGCAGUCAAACCCAAUGUUGGACACUCGGAAGGUGCAUCUGGAAUCACGAGUGUGAUUCAUAGUGUACUGGCGCUGGAAAAUCGCACUAUUCCACCUUCUGUUCACUUCCAGAAUCCGAACCCCAGCAUCCCAUUCGAGCAGGCAAAGCUGAAGGUAGCAGUGGAGCCUACCCCUUGGCCGAAAGAUCGAAGCGAAAGAAUAAGUAUCAAUUCAUUUGGAAUUGGCGGGACAAAUGCUCACGUUAUUCUUGAUUCUGCUCCUUCCAAGCGGACUAAUGUUUCUACAGAUGUAGAUAGUCCACAGCUCCUGGUUGUCUCUGCAAAGUCAAAAGACUCAUUGGAUGGUCAGAUCAAACGUCUACAGGCAUAUCUUGAAACAACAACGUCACCUUUAGCUGACAUUGCAUAUACCUUGGGUUUGAGACGAGAACACCUGCCUCAUCGCGCAUUUUUGGUCACUCAAAGCGAUGGGAAAGUCUCGUCUUUUGAAAGGUCAACCUCGAUGUGUGCACCCAUCAUCUUCACAUUUACGGGUCAAGGUGCGCAGUGGCCCGGAAUGGGCAGACAGUUGAUCAAAAACGUCCAAGGAUUCCGAAAAGAUAUCCAGAUGAUGGAUCGAGUCUUGCAAAUGCUAAAGAGCAAGCCGCUGUGGUCAAUUGAAGAUGAGCUUUUGAAAUGUGACGAACAAAGUAGAGUGGCAGAAGCUGAAUUUGCACAGCCACUCUGUACCGCCGUUCAGAUUGCUCUUGUUAAUGUUCUUCAGACUUGGGGUAUUACACCUGAUGCAGUACUAGGGCAUUCCAGUGGAGAGAUUGCAGCCGGCUAUGCGUCAGGUGCAUUAUCCGCUGAGAUAGCGAUACUAAUCGCUUAUUUCCGUGGUCAGGCAAUGAAGAAUCAAUCUAAUCAUUCGGGUGGUAUGGCAGCUGUUGGCCUAGGCUUUGAAAAGGUUGAGCCUUUCCUGAAGCCGGGCGUCGUCAUCGGCUGUUAUAAUAGCCCGGACAGUGUCACGCUAUCUGGAGACAGUGAGACACUCAUAGAGGUUUUGGAUAACAUCCGCGGUGACAACCAGGACACGUUUUGUCGAAAGCUCGCCGUUAAUGUCGCGUAUCACUCGCACCAUAUGGUUGAAGCCGGUGAAGCAUACGAGAAGAUGAUCUCACCUCAUUUGUCUCAUCAGCCGUCAAUGAUUCCAAUGUACUCCACUGUUUCCGGGACAAUCAUUUCAGAUCCCUCUAUUCUGAGCCCCAGCUAUUGGCGCAGGAACUUGCAGUCCCCUGUUCUAUUUCAUACCGCAAUUGAAAGAAUUCUCAACGAUGACAGUCAGCCAAAGCUUUUCCUGGAGAUCGGACCCCAUUCCGCGCUUUCCGGUCCAAUUCGACAGUCAAUCAAAAAUGCGAAUACACAAGUGCAUCGAUAUACCCCAACAAUCAUCAGGGAGAAAGAACCAUGGAGAAGUCUUAUGACCACAGUUGGCAACCUCCACACACACGGCGCCUCGAUUAAUCUUCGCUCGGUAAUUCCCCAAGGCACAGUUCUGACAGAGCUUCCGCCUUAUUCUUGGCAGCAUAACGAGGAUUAUUGGGAAGAGCCUCGUAUUGUUCAUGACUGGAGAAAUCGCCAAUAUCCUCAUCACGAGCUGCUUGGGUCUCACACACUAGAGUCAAAUCAAUUGGAGCCAUCCUGGCGAAACAUUUUGAAGCUGGAAAAUGUUCUUUGGUUGAUGGAUCAUAAGCUAGGUACUGAUAUUGUCUUUCCUGCCGCCGGUUAUGUUGCUAUGGCAGGUGAAGCUGUGCGGCGAGUGACUGGAUCAUCAGACUACUCGCUGAGAAACAUGUUUAUUCGCAAUGCCCUGGUCCUAGAGGAUUUCACAGAGAUAAUGACGAAUUUGCGGCCUGAGAAGAUCACAGACCAUGCUGAUUCCAUGUGGUUUGACUUUACGAUUUCGACAUUUCAAACCGGAAAAUGGAAAAAGCACGUCGUGGGCCAGGUCCGUGGGGGGCCUGAUCAGGAGCACGAGCACGAUGUUCCCCCCAGAGAGACCCAUUCUCGAAAAGUUGAUUCAGAAAACUGGUAUCGCGCACUGAAAAAGCGAGGGUUGGACUAUGGCCCCCAUUUCAGGGGACUUAAACAGAUCACAGCGAGUGCAACCACGCAACAGGCUUCCGCGGUUUUGCAUAGCGAUGAGCCACCGCACGACAGCUACUACGCUCUUCAUCCAACCUCUAUUGAUCAAUGCUUGCAGCUGUUGAGUGCAGCAGCGACACAAGGUAUCUCGCGGCGAAUAACAAGGAUGUGUAUACCCACUGCCAUUGAGUCUCUAUAUGUUAGCGAAGGUCGUGGACCAAUGGACCUGAAUGUUUCCUGUGAGACUAUCGGUGGUACUAUGGAAGCGCAUGCGACACUAUUCUCAAACAAUCGUGUCUCACUCCUCAUGGAAAGGGGCUUCUUCUUCAGUAUCCAAGAUCCAGAAUCAGAUGACAUGAAUACGCUACUGGCAUCGAAUUUACAUUGGAUGCCGCAUAUCGACUAUCUGCCCCCUAAAGAACAACUCCCGCCCCAUGAACCGGUCUUCAAUGGGCAGACAAUGGCCAAGUUGACGAGUGUAUGUGUGGCUGAAGCAUACCGUCUAACGAGACAUUCAACUCCCACUUCGAAGCACCUUGAGAAAUAUCAUGUUUGGCUUAAAGACCUUUACCAGAAAAUUCAGGAAAAGUCGACUGACAUUGUUCCUGAGAUGAGGGAAGAGGACGUUUCAGUACUUAGCAUCUUCAGUCCCUAUGCCGAUGCAUUGAACAAGGAAGCACACGCGUCUCAUCCCAUGUUCAAGCCUACUCUCGAACUCUUGAAGAGAGUCUGUUUUGGGCUGCACGAUGUGUUGGAGGGUCGCAUUAAUCCUCUCGAACUUCUCAUGCAGAAUGAUGGGAUGAAAAAUUUAUUUGAUAAUAUGUCUGCGGCUGCACCUUGUGAAGAUUUCCUCGCACUAUUAGGUCAAUCCAAUCCAGCCGUUCGUAUCCUUGAGAUCGGCGCUGGAACAGGUGGGCUGACAUCCAUUGCCCUCAAGAGUCUCAAUCCAGACAGUGGCCGACUUUACUCACGGUACAAAUUCACGGACAUCUCACCAGGAUUUAUAGCAGAUGCUCAAGAGCGGUUCCAUCAGUACGAUGCCGUCGAAUAUGCAACCCUUGACAUCACUCGCGAUCCAGAAGAGCAGAGCUAUGUUCCGGAGAGCUAUGAUCUGAUCCUGGCUGGCAAUGUGCUUCAUGCGACGCCUCAAAUAUCCAGCACGCUACAGAAUGUCCGCAAGCUUCUAGCCCCCGGUGGUCGGCUACUCAUGCAGGAGCUCAGUGGAGACCUUCCCUCGAUCAAUUUCUUGAUGGGCAUUUUACCGGGAUGGUGGCUAGGAGGGAAUGACGGUCGGCCAGACAGCCCUGCAUUGUCUGUUGAGAGAUGGCAUGAAGAGCUGAUCGAAGCCAACUUCACCGGUGUCGAAGCCGUGCGAUAUGCCAAUGACAGACCACUGAGCCUGGUAGCAGUGCUCCUUUCGAGAACGAAAGCUGCCGAUGUGGAUGUAACAGGAGGGCAGAUUGGACUAAUUUAUUAUUCACAAAUCACGGAAUGGGGACGCGACCUUGAGAAAGCACUUUCCUUUGCAGGCUAUACAGUGAAGUGGUACACAUUGCAGGAAACACCUUCGGCUGGGACUGAUCUUAUUUCCCUCCUUGACCUUGAAGAACCAUUCUUUCAGUACUUGUCGGCUGAUGAAUUCGUCUUGUUUCAAAACUGCAUCUCCAAACUAGCCGAAUGUCAUCUCCUUUGGAUCACAAAGAGUCUCCAAAUCGCUUGUGACGAUCCUAGUUUUGCAUUGGUAUUAGGUGUGGCUCGAACACUUCGACAUGAAUUGAGUGUCAAGUUUGCGACUAUAGAAAUUGAUCAGUUUGAUACCAUUGCCACGACUUCUGUGCUCAAGGUUUUCCAACAUUUGAAGGUUCAAUCUCAUAGGUCGUGGCUUGAUCCAGAUUAUGAAUAUGCCCUCCAGGAUGGAAAGGUUCUUUUGCCUAGGUUUCAAUGGUCCUCGCUGGAUCAACAGCUGGCCAGUGUGCCACACCUGUCGGCAGCAAGGUCAUUGGAUAUCAAAUUCAAUGGAAUUUUUGAUUCGUUAACGUGGGCCAUUUCCAUGUCGCCAGUUUCUCCACCCGAUUUGAAAGAAGGUGAAGUUGAAAUUGAUAUGAAAUAUGUUGGUAUGAAUUUCCGGGACAUGAUGAUUACCAUGGGAUUUUUGGGGUCUACAGACCAACUUGGAUUUGAAGGCAGUGGUACUGUUCGUCGGGUAGGGUCUUCCGUGGAGCAUCUCAGAGUCGGCGACAAAGUCAGUUGCAUCUAUGAUGGUCUCUUUGCCACUCGAGUCAUUGUCCCAGCAUUUCUUUGCGAACCUAUUCCUGAAGGAACGUCUCUGGAAGAUGCGGCGGCCUUCACAGUCAUUUUUGCAACGGCAAUAUAUUGCAUGAUCAUUGUUGGAGACCUUAAAAAAGGCCAGUCUGUCCUUAUUCAUUCCGCGUGUGGAGGCGUUGGAUUGGCUGCAAUUCAGGUUUGCCGGAUGAUCGGGGCAGAGAUAUAUGUCACAGUUGGGACAAACGAGAAGGUCCGCUAUCUCACCAACGUCAUAAAAAUCCCAGCUUGUCGUAUAUUUGAUUCCAGGAGCACAUCAUUCCUGCAGGGCGUGCUUAGGGAGACGAAUGGACGGGGGGUUGAUCUGGUGCUCAACUCUCUGGCCGGCGAACUGCUUCAUGCCUCGUGGAGAUGCGUCGCCAAAUUCGGGAAAAUGGUCGAAAUUGGAAAGCGAGACUUCUUGGGCCACGGUAAACUUGACAUGAGAGCCUUCCUUGAACACCGCUCCUUCUGUGGGGUGGAUCUCAGAAUGUUAUCUCUUGAGUUUCCGAUGGUCCUUCGAGACCUUCUUGACCGGUUUAUGGACUACUUCAGGCAAGGGAAAUUAACGCGCAUUGAGCCGGUCACUGUUUUUGAAGCUCGUGACGUUAUCAAAGCCUUUCGCUAUAUGCAAACAGGCCAACAUAUGGGUAAGGUUGUUGUUCGAAUGCCAGAAGAUCCAGAAAGUCUGCCAAUAACCGGGAUACAUAGCAGCGUUUCUAUCUUCAGACCAGACGUCUCGUAUCUUUUGAUCGGCGGGCUCGGGGGACUUGGUCGAGCGAUCAGCACUUGGAUGGUGGAAAAGGGCGCCCGCAAUUUCAUCUUCUUGUCUCGGUCCGGUGCUGAAUCCCUUCAUACCCAGGCCUUCAUUCAAGACCUAGAAAAUCAAGGUAUGGUUAGCGUGACGGUGGUUACAGGUGAUGUCGCCGUGGAAGCAGACCUCCACCGGGCUAUUUCAGCAGCAAAAUGCCCCAUCGCAGGUGUUUUCCAGAUGGCAAUGGUACUCAAGGAUCAGAUGUUCUCCAAAAUGACACACGAAGAAUGGACGGCUGCCCUGAAGCCCAAGGUGCAAGGGACUUGGAAUCUCCAUUAUAAUUUCCAAAGUACGCCACUCGAUUUCUUUGUUCUUGUCAGUUCCGUCACGGGUGUCAUGGGAUUUGGCAGUCAGACAAACUACGCUGCAGCCAAUACUUUUCUCGAUUCGUUUGUGAAGUAUCGUCAUUCUCAUAAGCUACCGGCAAGUGUACUUGACCUUGGUUUUAUGGGGGACAUUGGUUACGCAGCCGAGAAGAGCCCACAAGCGUUGAAAGUCUUCAAUACCCUUGAUGGCCAAAUUUUGGAAGAAAGGCAUCUGCUUCAAGCUUUGGAGAUCUCCAUCUUUUCUCAAUUCUCUCAUCCGUCAUCGCAACUUAUUGUGGGAAUGGGGACACGGAGCCUAGGUACAAAUUCCCUUGUGCAAGAAGGUCGUUUCAUCCGUUGGCGGAAUGUUGCUGUCAGUGGGAAAGCGACAACCGUCACUCGAUCUCACGCACUAAGCUCUCUUCUGGAUGAAAUUCGUGACAAUCCCGAGCUUCUGAAUGAUGAGGCCACUCACGACAAAAUUACUGUUGAGUUGGGCAAGGUUGUUGCUUCUCAUCUUGCCUAUGCGGAGGAUAUGAGCAAAGAGGAACUCGCCAAUAUUGCAAUCGAUUCGUUGAUGGGCAUUGAAAUACGCAGUUGGCUUCGUCGUAACACGGGUAUUGAUAUUUCUCUGGUAGAGAUAGCGAAUGCUGGUACCGUUGGAGGCCUUGCCGAUGUUGCAGUUAAGAUCUUGCGCAAGAAGUAUUUGGAUGGAGAAGAAAACCCCAGCACAUCUACUCAACCAUCAUCAGAGGAACCGGAUGAAUUGGCAGUAUGUUUGGAAGACAUGAAACUAGGCAUCAACUUGCGGCCUAUUGCUGGAACUAUCCCGGACUGGUGCUCGGAUUCAGAGGGAAGAAUCUUCCUGACUGGUGCAACAGGAUUCGUGGGUGCCUUUUUCCUGCAGGAUCUUCUUGCCCUCCCACAUGUCAAGAACGUCACUUGCCUAGUUCGAACCACAGAUCCCGAAUCAGGCAAGCGGCGAAUUGAAAAUACAUUUGCCCGAUAUUCUCUGCCCAUGAAUUUUCUGAGCAAGGUGACUGUGGUCCCGGGAAAUAUCGCAUAUCCGAACUUGGGAAUGUCAAAGGAAGACUUUGAUCAUCACGCACAGGCAUCAAGUGCCGCCUUCCACAUUGCGGCCCAUGUCAACUACACCCUUCCUUACUCUGCUCAUCGAGAGGGUAAUAUCACUGGACUCCUUAAUGUGUUGAAGUUUGUCAAUGCUGGUCGUCUCAAGGCUUUGCAUUAUUGGUCCAGUAUCUCGGCUUGCGGUAUUCCUUUCCUCUCUGGAGGUGCUAUCCCAGAGGACAAAAGGGCGGUGUUGGAUCGUCAAUCCUUUGAUUUGCAUACGGGAUAUACCAGGAGCAAACUCGUCGCCGAGAGCAUAGUAUGGAAUGCAAUUGGGAACGGUUUCCCUAUAUCCAUCUAUCGCCCAGGGUUUGUGAUGGGCGACAGCGUCACAGGAGUUGAUAAGCCCGAAGACCUAACCAGUCGCCUAAUGAUCAACUGUAUCCAACUCGGAGCGUUUCCUACCUCGCCUCCGCAACUCACCCACUUCGUCCCAGUCGACUAUCUAUGCGCAGCAAUCUUGCAUAUCUCGCAGUCUUCAAAAAGCCACGGUCACGCCUUCAAUGUGCUUUAUCCUCAAGAUGAAUCCAUAACCUUUGCUGAUACCUUCAACAUUAUAAGCGAUUGCUGUCCCACUCCCCUACAAGAGAUCUCUGCAAGCAAGUGGCUGCAGUUGUUCCGGGAAGGUGGCAAGAAAGGCAUGAAAGUGGCCACUCCUAUGCUCCAGGAAAGCCUGGCGGACAGCCUAAUUUGGUGGGAUACAAGCAACGGAAUGUCCACGUAUGAAACCACAAAUCUGCGCAAAGCACUGGCAGAUUCGCCCGAGACCUCGAACUUCAAGUCUAUGCCGGAUCUGCUCAAGACAUACUAUAACCAUUGGAAGAUUACGGCUGUGGAGGAGAGUGGUGGCACUGUCUGA